Molecule: messenger RNA, 1683 nt
Organism: Chaetomium fimeti
Lineage: Eukaryota; Fungi; Ascomycota; Sordariomycetes; Sordariales; Chaetomiaceae
Exons: 6
Coding region: 1-1683 (560 amino acids)
Source: RefSeq, a predicted model, not a curated record
AUGGCCGCCGUCGCCGCCGCCAACCUCCGUUCCGCCUCCCCCCUCCCAGCCGACAAUUCGCAGAGCAGCGAAGCUCCUCCCGCCAUUUCUAGCGAUCUCCCAGUUCGGGUGACGGCGCCCGGUUGUCUUGCUCCCCCGCGACGGGGAAACCGAUCGUCGCGCCAGAACGGGGUCUUCGACCCGAGAAAGGCGAUGGAUCAAGUUGCGCGACGGAAGAUCUUUACCUCGGGGGCGGACCAGGUCACCAAGAGACCCCCGCCAAGGUUGAAUGUCGCGGUCGUGGUGUCUUGGCCCGCGCCGGGACGCGGUUUCAAGGACGUACACGGCUCCGAUACCGACGUCAUGGCCGUGAUCUCUCGAACAGCGAGAGAUCAUGAGGCCAUGAUUGAGGUGGAGGAUGUCGACUCUGCCGUCACCGUCACCGUCAAGGCGACGAACCGAGCGAAGGCCGCAAAAGUCAUCGCACUCCUUCGGACCCAGCUCCUACACCGACCGGAGGAGGAGCUGUGGCGUGCCCGGCUACUGGUCAACCCCCCGACCAACAAUAACAAGGACCUCCUAACGGUGGUUCUUCAGUCCAAGGAGGGUACUACUGGUCGGUGCAUUACCGCCGCAAAGAUUAAGAACCUCGGUAGCACCGAUAUAGGCGGCGUCGCCGAAAAGAAGGCCAGGUAUAAGGCCGAUCUGGCGAAGACUCUAGACAAGGCGACGGAAGGUCUGCGUCAUGAACCCAACGGUAUGUACAUGAAGGUGCAAUUCGGUACCCUCAUUCUCAAUGAGUGGAAGAAAGAUAAGGUGGAGUACAACUUUGCCGAGUUGCAAGCCCUACUUCGCAGUGCCGGAACGAGGGGCACUUCCAAGAUGCUCAAUAUAGUCAGCGAGGCUGCUGUGGAGGCACUCAUCGGUCGGCUUUCCAAGGCCAACAUGGAGUUGCCCGAGCACGUGAGGGACUUCUUCGAGGGCCCCAAUGGCGAACAGGGUGAUCCGGUUCGGUCUCACUCCAUCAUCCUGGAAACCAAGAACCUCACCGUCGAGUCGACCUUUGAACCGGUGGCAGGGCAACAAGACAGGGCUCAGAACGGCAAACGGGGGAAGCGGUAUACCCUUGGCCCGUUAACGACCCAUCAACUCGAGAAGCAGCACCGGGCGACGGAGGUUAUCACCGUUUGCCCAGAGAGCAUACACGACUGGGGAUUCGAGAUUCGGAAAAAGGCUGCAGAGCAGGUCACUCCGCCGUCGGCGCCCUUCAAGGUCGAGGCCUUACAAAAGAACGUCAUGUUCAAGGGAGGGUCGUUGGGUGAAGGUUUCCCUAACAUUUCCAUCAACGACUACUUUCUCCAGAAUAACCACAUCAACCAUGUUCACGGCAAAACGACCCUACGAUAUACACUCGGCUGGAAGUACACGCUGGACAUCAACUUGUUUCACGCGUGGCAGUCGAAGAAACCUGGGCAGAACGCCGGGACCAUGGUCACCACUGCCAGCGUGGCGCUUUUUAGCGAUAUCUGGGACGAUGACAUGCGUGCGAACGUGCGCACUCCUCGGGAGUGGGAGAACACCUUCGCCAAGCAGUUCCUGAAGCACGAGCAAGAGGACCAAGCUCCCGGUGACACGGCGGCGGAGUCUAUGGAUCACCUACUCGCGUGGGUCGACUGGAUCCGUAAAGCGCUCGACAGCGCUUAA